Messenger RNA from Lucilia cuprina (Australian sheep blowfly), 1563 nucleotides. RefSeq names its product cell wall protein DAN4-like. Gene Ontology annotation, molecular function: protein binding. The transcript has 3 exons. The record is from RefSeq and is a predicted model, not a curated record. Lineage: Eukaryota; Metazoa; Arthropoda; Insecta; Diptera; Calliphoridae. The coding region runs from base 1 to 1008 and encodes 335 amino acids.
AUGGAAUGGCCAAGUGAGGAAGAAGAUUCCAAUGCCACUACAACUGAUUUGCCACCAGGUGUUCUUUAUCGUGUCAAGGCUACUUAUGGUUAUAUCAAGGAAGAUGUUGAUGAAUUAAGCUUUGAAGUCGGAGAUAUUAUACGUGUUAUUGAAUAUGACGAUCCUGAAGAUCAGGUAAUUAUAAAUUUCUAUGUUAAAUAUGCUUAUGCUAUUAUUAUUAUCAAUUUUUCUAAGUCACCAUCACCGAGCUCUUCUUCUACACAAGAAUCUAGACUUGAUAAUGUUUCUCCAACACCAGAAAUGUCCGCUGAACUAUUGAGAGGUGGUGCAUCAUCUGUAAGUGGAAUGAGUAAAAUGGAAACAAGUAGUACGACUGCUGGUAAUUUAGUAAAUGAUGCUACUUCUAUGGAAAGCGCCAGUUCAACGAUAACCACCACAACAGCUACAGUAGCCACCAAGGAAACGGAAAAGGAAAUGGAAAAGGAAGCCGCACAACUAAAUAGUCCCAAUGCCAAUACAGCAACAAAAGAAGUAGAUGAAACUUCUGCCAAGAUCGAAAAGCUUACUACCGAGACAACAACCACAACAGCAACAAUAACGAGUUCAGCAACCAAAGAGGAUGUGGAUAUGAACAAUGCAGAAGCAGCAGCUAUAAAAGUAACAACAACCGAAGUAACGGAAGUGAAAAAAACUGAACAAAUGAAUGGCAAUGAUAAGGCAAAUGGUAAUGCCAAUACAGUUGUUGAUGCCAAAACCACCACCACAACAACAACGACGACGACAACUAAUGGCAAUACCACAUCGGCAACAACAACAACAGCAACAUCAGAAGUGGACGAAGAAUCGAAUAAAACAAAAUUAGGUAAAGAUCAAUUAAACGAUGAUAAAAUUCAAAAUAUCACUACUAGUACUAGAAAAAAAUUAAUUGAACCAAGUAAAAAUCCAUUUGGUGAUGUUGACGACGACAAUGAUAAUGAAGAAAUCUACGAAUUACCCAAGGGUGAGUAGAUUUGUCUUUUAUUUACCCACUCAAGCCAAGCUCUCCAAACAGAUUUUAUGUAAUCUGUUUUGAAGAUAUUUUGGGAACUUAGCUGAGAAGUCGCUAAAACGAUCUGCUAUUUUUUCUCGGGGAUCUGUUGUCUGUAUAUAUAUACACAAAAAAUUGAAUCUACCUACUUAGUUUGUUAGUUGUAAAUGGUUCUAAAAAAAGUAAUGUUCAAUUUUCUUUCUAACUGGACAAAAAUGUUCGCAAACAAAAAAUGUUAUUUUUACAAACUAUAUGGUUAUACCCUAGGCUAUGAACUAGACAAUAGACUAGCCUAGACAAGACUAUAUACUAGACUAUAUAUUAGACUAUAGACCAGAGUAUAGAUUAGACUAUAAAAUAAACUAUAGACUCACCUAUUUUAUAGUUUAUCCUUUAGACAAAACUGGACUGCAAUAUAUUCUAUAGAUAAGUCUAAACUAUAGGGUAGACUAUAGACUUCUAACUGAAAUAAAGGCACCCCAAACUGGACUAUAGACUGGCCCAUUUUAUAGUCUAUUUUUAAGAUAACACUCGAC